UCUGGCAGCCAGAAAGUCGUGGAAGUUUGCAGGGGAGAGAGCAGGAGCCGCAGCCCGGACCAUGAGCCCCUCCAGAGCCUGCACCCUGCUCCUCCUGGUCACCAGCAAUGUCCUCCUGACCCUGCAGACCACGGAAGUCAUGCUGUUGGAUUUUGAGAAGAUGAAGGGAGAGAGCGGCUGGCUCACCAACCCAUUUGGGAAAGGGUGGGAUCUCCUACCGGACUGGAGGAACGGGAGCGCCAUCUUCAUGUAUACCGUCUGCAACGUGCAAGAAGGCGAGCAGGAUAACUGGCUACGCACCAGCUGGAUCUACCGCAGCGAAGCGCAGCGCAUCUUCAUCGAGCUGCACUUCACCGUCCGCGACUGCAACAGCUUCUCUGGCGUUUCGGGGUCCUGCAAAGAGACUUUUAACUUGUACUAUAUGGAGUCGGACGUGGACGUCGGCAUCAAUUUUCAGAAGAGACUCUUCCGUAAGAUCGAUACAGUUGCGCCCGACGAAAUCACGCUGCAGGAAGACAUCAAUUAUCGCAACCUCAAGCUAAACGUUGAAGUGCGGUCGGUGGGAAAGCUGACCAAGAAAGGGUUCUACCUGGCCUUCCAGGACAUCGGCGCCUGCGUGGCGCUGCUCUCUGUCCGUAUCUACUACAAAAAGUGUCCAGGGGUUGUACAAGGAAUGGCGCUGUUCCCGGAGACUGUCGCAGGUGCCGACUCUCAGUCCCUGGCAAAGGUUACAGGAAAGUGUGUGGAAAACUCUGUGCCGGUUGGUGGAGACGAUCCUAGCAUGCAUUGCAAUACAGAUGGAGAAUGGCUGGUGCUCAUCGGACAGUGCCUCUGUGAGGCUGGAUACGAGAAAGUCGGGAACACCUGUCAAGUAUGUAAAGCAGGUUACUUCAAAGCGGACGCCUCCAACAGCCCCUGCCAACUCUGCCCCGACCACACCGAACCAUCUUCGGAAGGUGCCACUUCCUGUAUGUGUCAAGAUGGCUACUUUCGAGCUACAGCGGACCCCAUCUCUUCUUCUUGCACAAGUUCCCCAUCAGCUCCUCGUGACCUCACAGUUGCCGGCUCUGGGUCCAAGGUAAUGCUGCACUGGUUGCCUCCCAGUAACAAUGGAGGCCGUGAAGAUGUCAUCUACGUAGUCACUUGCGAGCAGUGCUUGCCCGACCAAGGAGAAUGCCAGCCGUGUGAUGCCAGUUUACGGUACUCUGAAGAUCCUCAACACCUGAGAGGGACGUCCCUGACCAUCGCUGACCUGGAGCCUCACCUGAACUACACUUUCACCGUAGAGGCCCGGAACGGAGUGUCCGGCCCCAGAUCUGGCCGCAGCUACACAACUCUGCGCGUCGCUGUCGACCAGACUGAGCCCCCCAAAGUGACUUCUGUGAACUUGGACAAUCGCGGCAAGAACUCUCUCAGCCUGUCCUGGUCCAUUUCUCAUCGUCAGCAGAAUCGGAUCUUGCGUUAUGAAGUGGCCUAUAAUAAAAAGAAUGAUGAGAAAAGUUACACCGUCCACAGAUGUGAGGGGAACUCUGUAACACUCGCAAAACUUUCCCCAGGCACAACUUACAUUGUCCGCAUCCAGGCCCAAACUCCAGAAGCGGCAGGGAUGUACAGCAUGGAAUAUGAGUUUGAUACCCUCCCUGAAGAGCCCGAAGGUACAAAUCAGACGGCCAUUAUCGCAGGGGCAGCGUCCGGCGUCGUCAUCAUUGUGGUCGUCAUAUUAUUUGUGAUCUUUCUCCAUCGCAGCAGAAGAAACGGUCGCAGUCGCCAGUCCGCUGAAGACGUCUAUUUCUCCAAAUCCGAGCAACUGAAACCUCUCAAGACCUACGUAGACCCCCACACGUAUGAAGACCCUAACAAGGCUGUGCUAAAGUUUACCACCGAGAUCCCUCCCAAUGCCGUCACCCGGCAAAAAGUGAUUGGUGCAGGGGAGUUUGGAGAGGUUUAUAAAGGGAUUCUCAAGCUGCCUGGAAAGAAUGAGAUUCCCGUGGCCAUUAAAACUCUGAAAGCGGGAUAUACAGAGAAGCAGCGCACAGAUUUCCUGAGCGAAGCCAGCAUCAUGGGGCAGUUCUGUCACCACAACAUCAUCCGCCUGGAAGGAGUCGUGUCCAAAUAUAAACCGAUGAUGAUCAUCACCGAGCACAUGGAAAAUGGAGCACUGGACAAGUUUCUGAAGGAUAAUGACGGAGAGUUCAGUGCCAUCCAGCUGGUGGGCAUGCUGCGAGGAAUCGCUGCCGGGAUGAAAUAUCUCUCUGAAAUGAACUAUGUUCACCGGGACCUGGCGGCUCGAAACAUCCUAGUGAACAGCCAGCUGGUCUGCAAGGUCUCGGACUUCGGACUGUCAAGAGUCUUGGAAGAUGAUCCAGAGGCCACAUACACAACCAGUGGUGGCAAGAUCCCAAUCCGCUGGACGGCUCCCGAAGCCAUCUCCUACAGGAAGUUCACUUCCGCCAGUGAUGUGUGGAGCUACGGCAUCGUUAUGUGGGAAGUGAUGUCUUAUGGUGAACGACCCUACUGGGAGAUGUCCAACCAGGAGGUCAUGAAGGCUAUUAACGAAGGAUUCCGUCUUCCUGCCCCUAUGGACUGUCCAUCCGCCAUUUACCAGCUAAUGAUGCAGUGCUGGCAACAAGAACGCAACCGGCGGCCCAAGUUCCCAGAUAUCGUCAGCAUUCUGGACAAGCUGAUCCGAGCCCCCGACUCUCUGAAAACAUUGGCUGACUUUGACCCAAGGAUCUCCAUCCGUCUACCCAGCACCAGCGGAUCAGAGGGGAUGCCCUUUAGAAGCAUCGCUGAGUGGUUAGAAUCCAUCAAGAUGCAGCAAUACACCGAGUCUUUUAUGUCCUCACAGUUCAACACCAUGGACAAAAUCAUCCUGAUGCACCAAGAUGAUGUCAAACAGCUGGGAAUCCGCCUCCCAGGUCACCAGAAACGCGUAGCCUUCAGUAUCCUGGGGUUGAAGGAACAGGCCAGCCAAAUGGGGAUCCCCAUCUAGGUGCCAGCAGCUGGGACGUGCCGAAGAACUGGUGAAGUCACUUUGGAGCUUCACCCUCGUUACUGGUGACCAAACUUUCCUCAAACUGCAGGAACCCCGACAUAUUGAAAGACCAGGACCAACAUGUGCUGCUCAGAGGGCCGCUCUGGCUUUUUUUUUGGUUGUUGCUUUUGAUCUGUGGUGCUGGUUUGCCAGUUGGGAGUUCUCCAGGGUGAGGGAGGUGAUGUACAUAGUAUCUCGAGGACCCCUCAUUGAGCUGCCACAUGCAGACGUCUUCAUUGUGACUUCUCCUGUAAUGGUUAACCCUGCCGAUUGUACGCAGCUCCACUGCAGAAUGUGCUGCUGAAUAUGAGAGCACUUUCCCAUGUUCUAUGAAUUUACAUUUUCGGAUAAGUCAUAGAGCUCUGCUAGUGGAGAGAUCCCACCGUGGUCCCUGCAGAGACGCAAACAUCUGGCCUACUACAUAGAACGGCAUUGUUGGUAUUGGGUUUUGCACCUGCAAUUUAAAUUGAAAAGAGGAGAAGUGAACUUUUUGAUGUGCAGCCGCGGUUGCUUUGACAUGGUACGAGCCGGGAUCCACAUUUCAAGAGCACAAAUGUAAGAUUUGCUGCCAGUUUGCAGUGCGUGCUCUGUCCCAGGUUUCCAGUAGCCUAAUCAGGCCUUAUAACUUUACCUCCACCCUUUCCCCAUAAAGACUGCAGAGGCCAAAGCUAAAGCUCCUUCCUCCUGCCCUCCCCGGAUCCUGAUCACGUCUGCUCCUUCCUAAUAUUGUUCAGGAAAUUGCACAGCAGUUUUAUUGAGCCCGAUCCCCCCUCCUGCCCGGAGCACAGCACAAGUGCCAUCUUUAUGUGAACUGAUCCUCUCACAGAGGUUUCCAGGUCCGGGGGCGAUGGGCGUGCAGUGCGACGGGUGCCUUUCCCCCCCGACCGCCUCGCUCUACAAGUGCCUGAUAACCGUUUUUCAUUUUCUAACUUAUUCUCGUGCCUUUUUGUAUGCGCUUCUUGCUCCAGUGUUAAUGCUGUACAUUUGUAUUGUAAUAAUUUAUUUUUUUAUAUUUAUUAAUAGGUUUUCUGGAUGCUGAGUAUAAGUUUUCUCAGAAAUAAACCUGCACAAUAGUUUUUCA
Molecule: messenger RNA, 4115 nt
Organism: Bufo bufo (common toad)
Lineage: Eukaryota; Metazoa; Chordata; Amphibia; Anura; Bufonidae
Gene: EPHA2
Product: EPH receptor A2
Exons: 17
Coding region: 62-2992 (976 amino acids)
Biological process (GO): axon guidance; protein phosphorylation; cell surface receptor protein tyrosine kinase signaling pathway
Cellular component (GO): neuron projection; plasma membrane
Molecular function (GO): protein binding; transmembrane-ephrin receptor activity; ATP binding
Source: RefSeq, a predicted model, not a curated record